AUGAGAUGCAAGAACAAUGCCUCUAUUAAACGCGAACGAAACGAUGACCACAUCCCGAACAUCGACGGCGAAGGAUGCUACAUGAAAGAGUUGCCGGCACCCCCGGAAACGCAUCCCAGCAUCCGGUGGUCGGCAUGUUUGAGCCCGAACGAGCGCGUUUUCUAUCACCAAACGCUGAGUUCGGCCAGGCGUGCAGCCAGAUUUGUUACGAUGGGACCCAUACCACGCGACUCCCUGGACAUCAAUCUGGCAUCGCAGUACAACCACGCGGAUGAACUGUUCAAGGGCAAGAAUGACGUUGUCCUACAGGAGGAAACCGUUGGACAGUGUACUUUCCGGCGGCUACGCAACACCCGGGAUCUUAGCCCGGAGAAAAUCAUUCCGCUGAAGCACCCGCUGCAGAUCGGUGGACUACAAGAGAAGGCAUCGCCGAAUACAGUCAAACUGAUGAACACAGGACCUCACACACCGCUGACCAAUCCGGGCUACUCGCGCCAAUCAGGAGAUGGCAAUUUUUUCAACUAUUAACCUUGUUCCGGAAGGUCGAACAAGAAUUUCGGAUCUAGAGAACGGGGGAUACAAAUUUGUUGCAACCACGAUGUUGAAAGCAUCGAAUUACCAAUUUAUUUCGCAGAUUUUUGUAUUUAUUCAUACAAUUGAAUAUUUCUUGGGAUAGUGCAUGAAUUGUAGCUUAAAAUUUAAAUUCUUCAUUGAAGUAAAAUUAAAUGUAUGUCCAUUAUAUUAUGUCAGAAUAAAUCUCCAGUUCUAAUUAAGUCGAA
This is a messenger RNA of Armigeres subalbatus, 779 nucleotides long. Its product is annotated as cilia- and flagella-associated protein 276. NCBI's taxonomy places the organism in Eukaryota, Metazoa, Arthropoda, Insecta, Diptera, Culicidae. The transcript is spliced from 2 exons. Bases 1 to 528 code for a protein of 175 amino acids. The record is from RefSeq and is a predicted model, not a curated record.